This is a messenger RNA of Planococcus citri (citrus mealybug), 3627 nucleotides long. RefSeq names its product bestrophin 2 (gene Best2). Gene Ontology annotation, molecular function: chloride channel activity. The record is from RefSeq and is a predicted model, not a curated record. The coding region runs from base 789 to 2894 and encodes 701 amino acids. The transcript has 11 exons. Lineage: Eukaryota; Metazoa; Arthropoda; Insecta; Hemiptera; Pseudococcidae.
UCCAUAACGUUACUACGAUCAUGACGUGUGUGAAGAACGACAGUUCUUGUGACUUCUGAACAGAAUCGAAGAUCGUAAGCCAAAGCCAAAGCCCUCGAAGGCGGAUUAGUUGUUACAAUCGUGGAUCGCGAUCGCGGAGAGUAACAGAGCUCAGUGCUCACAGAGCUGUAUGCUGUAUGCUGUAUGCUGUAUAGUGUAUUGUUGGCAUUCCAUUCUUCUCGUAUUUGUCAGAACUGCUAGUCGACUUGUGUCGCGCUUCUAAUUACAUACUUUUUAUUCAUUUAUCGUUCUAUUAUUUUAUAAUUAUUUCAUUUUUUACAUACGCCUCUAAUACCUACGUGUGCGCAUACCUACGAUAUCUGUACCGCGUAUUCAUUAUUAUACCUACCUGACGAUUGACACAAAUACCCACAUCGAUUUUCGCGUGUGUGUGUGUGUGUGUGCGUGUUUUUUUUACACCAGUUCAUAUGUUUUUUAAUGCCUAUUUUGUGUGGUGUUCGCGUUUUAUUUUAUAUCACCAAUUUCGAAAAAUUGCCUACAUUAGAAGAAUCGCUUAUUGAUCUCGAGCCACUGAUCUGUCCACUGUGGUGAUUACUUACGCUUGAUCAAAUUUUCCGACUUCUUACUUCUUCAGCUGCGAAACUUUCAAGAUUACAGAACGAUCUACAUACCAAUCAGUUACCUCGCCAGAACGGAUCGUUUAUUCAAGUGGAGUUUUUUUUACCGACCUCCGUUGACCAGCAUAAGUAAAUCAAUGAUUAGAAAAAUCAUCCUUCGGUGUGUGUAAUAUGACUGUAUCUUACUCUCGUCUAGUAGCCAAUGGGAGCAGUUUUGGAUGCUUUUGGAGCAUUUUACGCAAAUGGAAAGGCAGCGUCUACAAAUUGGUAUGGAGAGAAUUGAUUGUUUAUAUGUUUCUUUAUUUCGCAAUCAAUGUUACGUACCGAUAUAUGCUUACCGAUCCGCAACAAAAAAUUUUCGAACAAAUCCGAGCAUAUUUCAGAGGAAAAAGCCAGAAUAUACCAAUGUCUUUCGUAUUAGGUUUCUACGUAACGUUAGUAGUCAAACGAUGGUGGGAACAGUACAGACUAUUACCAUGGCCGGACACUCUUGCCCUGUUCGUCAGUGCAGCCAUACCUGGUGCAGACGAAAGAGGACGAUUAAUGAGAAGAACAAUAGUCCGGUACGCGGUUUUGGCGUACAUAAUCACGCUAAAGCACGUAAGCGUUCGGGUUAAAAAGCGUUUUCCCACUUUACAGCAUAUCGUAGAUGCCGGUUUUUUGAUGGAAAGUGAGAAAAAAAUCUUCGAAAUGUUGGAAGUGAAGACGCCAAUGACCAAGUACUGGUUACCUUUGACGUGGGCCACCAAUAUAAUAAAUAGAGCUAGAAAAGAGUUACUAAUUACCAACGAUCAUAUGGUGCAAACCAUAUUACUGGAGAUGUCAGAUAUGAGAGGCAGACUGGGCUCUUUGAUUGGUUACGAUACCGUUAAUAUACCUAUCGUGUACACUCAGGUAGUCACAUUAUCUGUCUACACGUACUUUUUAGCCGCUUUAAUAGGAGCUCAAAUGAUACCGCUUAAACCGGAGGAUGAACUGAAUAAAAAAGCGGACGAUAUUGAUUUAUUUUUUCCAGUCAUUACAGUCCUAGAGUUUGGUUUCUAUAUUGGAUGGCUUAAAGUGGCCGAGGUACUGAUUGGGCCUUUUGGAGAAGAUGACGACGACAUAGAACUCAAUUGGUUGAUUGAUAGGCAUAUCAAGGCUGCGUAUAUGAUUGUGGAUGAAAUGCACGAAGAACAUCCUGAAUUGUUGAAAGAUCAAUAUUGGGACGAAGUUGUGCCGAAAGAUUUACCCUACACUGUGGGGUCCGAACACUACAGAAGAGAAGAGCCGAAAGGUUCAGCUGAAUUUUACAAAGUGAAAGAAUCCGAUGCCUUAUAUGCGAACAUCUCUAACAGAAGAAAAUCGGUUAUUCCUGACGACGUUUAUGCUGAUUACGAAAGCGUCGACACGCCAGUGGUGGAAAGAAGAAAAAACUGGUUUCAAAGGCAACUGACGCGAAUGGGUUCGGUCAGAUCGUCAUCAACGACUUAUUCUUCCGGUGGCCUUUUCAGACAAGGACGUCAUAAUUCUAUGUAUUCGAGCGCCGACGGUACCACACUACCUACCAACAGCACUCUCGUCUCCGGUGCCAACAAUUCCAACAAUACCACCUACGCUUCAACCGUUUCUAUUCCAACGAAUUCGUAUUCUAAUCAUAAAAAAGGGUUCUACGACCGUUUGGUAGGACGUAGAUCAACCCAAGUAGGAGGCAAGUUACGUCAAGGAUUUGCUAAAAUAAACGGCUCCGUUAACACAAAUUUAAGAAAUAGGCCACGAAUACCAACCCCCGAUGUGUCCAAAGAACCAAUUGAUAAUAAAUUCGGUCAAAAUUUAUUACACGUUAAUCAGUCGUCGAUUCCAACAUCUGCGAGUGAUUUUAGCAACGAAAUUCCUGUAGUACAGGUGGUUUUGUCGCCGAUUAAAGAAAUAGAAGGAUUAUCCACCAAUGGAAGCGUAUCAGUUACCACUAACAGCGGAGUUGCAGCAUUAGCGAAGAAUUCCCUAUCUCCAACACUGAAGGCAGUCGGUUUAAACAACGUGCCCAUAACUAUGGCUGUGAAUCCGGUCACACUAGGCCCCAUACCAUUAACGCAGUCGUUAUUUUCGGCUGCUUUGUCGCCCAAUGUCACUCAAACCAGUAACUCGGUCGUGUUGACCGAUGUUACUCAUAUACCCUCCGAAAAAGAGGAUAACUCGCUGGAGAACAACUCAAAUCUUAGCGUAUCCAGUUCGGAAGAUAAAUCUCGUAAAGUUAGCUCAUCGUCGCCUCCGAAACGAGGCGAAGUCUACGUUUAAUCAAAUUUUACACCCGAUUAGUAAAUUCAUAAUGUAGAAAAAAAAACAAAUGCAUUUUUCGCAAAACGAUCAUUCUCCAUUUAGAAUAUUGUUUUUCUUCUUCGUAUGUAAAAAAGAAGAUGACAGAAAUGAGCGCGUUUGAACGAAUGAAUGAAUGUAGGUGAGUUGUAGAGUGGCAUAGGUUAGGAACCAGUGCGAAGGUAAUUAGGUAUGUAUUGUGUGCUUUCCGUUCUUCGUACCAUUGCAAAUAUUUACCAUUAUUUUAAAGUAUUGUGCAAGCUAGCGAUGCGAUGGUACGAUCGCACAAACGGAUGAACCAACUGUCACUUUUAUUCUUCGAGUACCAGAACUUCAUCUGAAAUACCAAAAUGGGCUAUUUUCUUCAACGCAUACUUAUGUACCUAAUAAGUAGAUACGAUGGUUUCUUUUUUAAAUAUUUGAGCUGUGAAAUGCGGUGCAUCGCUCAAGAACUGUGUAUAAACGUGUAGAAGGCUGUGAGUCACUUUUUGUUAUUCUAGGUAUUAUUUGAUAGUUUAAAAAAAUUAACGAUACUAUGUAACUAUACGUAGAAUACGCAGUGUGUAUGAUAAUUCAAGAUGACUUUUAUAUAUUCAAUGUAGUAAGAAUGUUACUCGUAUGUAUUUUCGAGGUCAAUUAAGAAAAACUCGAAAUGAAUUUCAAAGAAAUUAUACCGUCUCAUCAUUGUAAAUAAAUUUAGUGAUAUUGAAAUGUA